UUAUUUCUUCUCUCCGCUUCCUAACCAAUGUCGCAGUUAAAGAAAAAAAGUGAAAUAGUUUUUGCUGAAGCUUACUGAUAUAAUUUUAGUAUUCAUUUUUAAAGCUAUUACAUUGUUCGAAAACGAUUUAAGUUUAAUUGAGAAGAAUCGUGAUUGCUGUUAAGUGAACAAUUCGGACAUAUAUUUGAUGCUCUCAAGGACAAAGUCAGCGCAUGAAAUCGAGGGAUAUGUAUAUGGACGGAAAUAUUAGAAGGCGGUGAAAUAUUUAUAUUUGCGAAGCUAUAGAAUUAUAUUUGAGAAGCUAUAGAAUUGACAUACAUAUAUACAUACAUGAUAAGUUUGGAAUCGUGCAGUGGUGGCUGGUGGUGAAAUUAAUCGGUUGAGAUUUUGGAUUCUUGGCAAUCGGUAGACGAAGAAAAACAUAACUCAUGAGAUAUGCGUGGAAUUGAGGGCAAAGUAGUGGUGUUGGGCUCACGAGGAGUGGGCAAAACGCAUCUGGUUACAAAAUAUAUAAAAAAAACAUUAAAUAAAGACAUUGCGCCAACUAUAGCCGCAUCUUUUUUCACAUGCAAGGUCAUUUUGGACGAUGUAAAAAUCAAAUUACAAAUCUGGGAUACGGCUGGACAAGAGCGCUUCAAAGCUGUGGCGCCGAUGUACUAUCGAAAUGCCAAUGCAGCCAUUUUAGUAUUCGAUUUGUCACAACACAUAACUUUCGCUGAAAUCAAAACUUGGGUACAGGAACUGCAUCGAAACGUGCAAGAGCCUAUGGUACUUAUACUCGUCGGCAACAAGCUGGAUUUGCUUGCUCAGCGUGUGGUGGCGUAUGAUGAGGCCUAUCUGUUUGCGUCAUCAAUUGGUGCUACCUACUUUGAGGUCUCAGCCGAAACUGAUCAGGGACUCGAACAGGUAUUCCUCUCUGCCGCACUGGGUCUUGUGCGGUUGGCGAAUGAGGGUAAAAGUCGUUCGUUGCGUCAAUUCAAUUCAUGUGACUCUAUAUCUGCCUACACAAACAACAAUACUGCCUUAAGCCAUACCAGCGCGGCGUUAGCGGCGGCGAAAAAUGGUGACGCUGCUUUUCGCCUGCCAUACGUACACAUUGGCAUACCAGUGGAUGGUGAUGAUGAGCGCAAAGUGACGGGCGUAGGAAGACUCGAGACACCGUCUUGGAGUAUUGAACAUAUUGCUUGGGGUGAAGUUGAGCCAAGCAGUUGUUGGUGUUGGUAAUUCAAGUCGAUAUUAAAAAGUCUCUUAACUAGGGGCUAAGGUGAUUUACUAUCGAAUUACGUUACUUGGAGAAGGAAUAUAAAUUUUUGCAAAUUCGAUUGGGAUGUGAAGUGUAAAACAAAAAGCAAUUGGAAAAGAUAUUUAGAUUAAUUUAUUCAUGCACAAGCAUAUAAGAACCAAAAGCCAUUACGGGCAGUUUGUGGUAACUCUCUAUUAACCCUGACUAAAAACUAGCUGAUAAGUUGCGCUACUUCCGACUUUUGUACUGAUAUUUAAAAUAGGCGCAUUUGUAUAAGUCCAUUGUGCAUGUAAUUGUUUUCGAUUCUAAAGCAAUUGUUUUUAAAGAAUAAUUUAUUCCUAUUAUAAAUGAAUGAUAAUUUGGCGAAUUGUAGUUUUUAGCAAUACUUGUUUGCUUACCAAAUGCAUUGAGACGCUUUUGUUAUUAGCUUUAUUAAAAUACUAAAAAGGUCAUCACAAAAAGAUUAUAUGUAUCGAACACAUGUACAAAACAACAACAACAAAGUAUAUUGUUACAUCACUAACCAAGCAUCAAUGAAAACAGACGAGGAAAGAAUCUUAUAUUUUAAUAUUUACAUAUAUACACGUGCAUCCACAGAGAUGCAAAUAUAGUUAAUAUACAAAAA
This is a messenger RNA of Anastrepha obliqua, 1868 nucleotides long. It is a transcript of the gene RabX1, whose product is annotated as ras-related protein Rab-5B. The record is from RefSeq and is a predicted model, not a curated record. The coding region runs from base 436 to 1224 and encodes 262 amino acids. Gene Ontology annotation, molecular function: GTPase activity; GTP binding. The transcript has 3 exons. Lineage: Eukaryota; Metazoa; Arthropoda; Insecta; Diptera; Tephritidae.